Dichomitus squalens LYAD-421 SS1 is the source of this 2171-nucleotide messenger RNA. RefSeq names its product hexose transporter. Gene Ontology annotation, molecular function: carbohydrate:proton symporter activity. NCBI's taxonomy places the organism in Eukaryota, Fungi, Basidiomycota, Agaricomycetes, Polyporales, Polyporaceae. The transcript is spliced from 7 exons. Gene Ontology annotation, cellular component: membrane. Gene Ontology annotation, biological process: transmembrane transport; carbohydrate transport. The record is from RefSeq and is a predicted model, not a curated record. The coding region runs from base 105 to 1691 and encodes 528 amino acids.
GAAAGACAGGAAGCGAUAGAGUGUCCUUCUCAGGUGUCCCGUCUCCCGCCUGUUGCUCCUUGCUCUUAGUGCUAUCUUGUCGACACAAUUUCGAGCCAGACCCAAUGGCGAUCGGUGUUGGGAGAAACGACACGGCUCUGAAUCGGUACAUUGAUGAGGACAAGGUGCCAUGGUACAGGAAGAAGAAUCUGCGCCUCCUGUACCUCCUCAUGUUCCCGACAUGUAUCGGUAUCGAAAUGACUAGCGGGUUCGACUCGUCAAUGAUGAAUGGCUUGCAGGCGGUACCGACUUGGGAUGCAUUCUUCGGUCACCCCAGAUCCACCAUCCUCGGACUUCUGUCUGCACUCUACUCCCUGGGCUCGAUAUGUUCCCUCCCAUUCGUCCCUCUCGUCACCGAUAAGCUCGGUCGCCGGUGGGCUAUUGCGUUUGGUAGCGUGAUCAUGAUCAUCGGUGCUGCCCUUCAGUGUGCGUCACAAGACUUCGCGAUGUUUGUCAUCGCCCGCUUCCUCCUCGGCUUCGGCAUACCCUUCGCGAUCGUCGCCGCAUCAUCUAUGAUCGGCGAGCUCGCACACCCCAAGGAGCGCGCGCGCAUGGGCUCACUGUUCAAUGCGUCCUGGUUCAUCGGCGCAAUCGUGGCCGCGGGCGUCACCCUCGGCACCUUCCAGAUGCCUACCAACUGGGGUUGGCGCAUCCCAUCCAUCCUACAAGUCACCCCCUCCGUCCUCCAGAUCGUCUUCAUUUGGUUCCUCCCGGAGUCCCCUCGUUGGCUCAUCUCGAAGGGCCGCGGCGAGGAGGCUUACGCGGUCCUCGCAAAGUUUCACGCCGAGGGCGACGUGAACUCAGAGUUCGUGAAGCUCGAGUAUGCAGAGAUCGAGAAGACGCUCGAGCUCGAGAAGGAGCAGCAGAAAGGUAGCUGGCGCGAGUUCGUGCUCGCCCCGGGCAUGCGCAAGCGCUUGCUCAUCUGCUCGUUCCUUGGUCUCGCGACGCAGUGGAGCGGGAACGGACUGACGUCGUACUUCCUUGCGCGCAUCCUCGAUAGCGUCGGUAUCACGGAUGACAGGACGCAGAAUCUGAUCAAUCUGGCGAUGACAUGCUGGGGCUUCAUUAACGGGACGGCGCUCGCGCUCACGAUGCCCAAGCUCCCCCGGAGGGUAGGCUACCUCGCGUGCACGAUCUCGCUAACCGUGAUCUUCACGGCUUGGACGGUCGCAAGUGCGAAGUAUGCGGAGACGGGUAGCCAAGGCGCGUCUCGCGCGGUGAUCGCGUUUAUCUUCCUGUACAGCCCAGCGUACAACAUGGCAUACAACGCGCUCACAUACACGUUCCUUGUCGAGCUGUUCCCCUUCCAUGCUCGUGCCAAGGGUAUCGCAGUCUUUCAAUGGUGGAGUCGUGCUGCAGGAUUCUUCAACCAGUUCGUCAACCCUAUUGGCAUCGCCAACGCAGGAUGGAAGUACUACAUCAGCUAUUGCGUCUUCCUGGUAUUCGAGAUCUUGUUCGUCUACUUCCUUUUCCCAGAGACGGCCAACCGCUCCCUCGAGGAACUUGCUUUCCUGUACGAGGGCGACAAAGUUCGUGCCGAGCAGCAAAAGCGCGUCGAGGAAGACAUGCUCGUGCUCGAGAACAAACCUCCCAUCCCCGAGCAUGCGAGCGACAAGGAGAGUGCGUUUCAUGUGGAGGUCAGCAAGAUCUGAAUGUUGUCAUGAUCCUUUGCACGUGUAUACUACCAUGCGGACACGAUUACUGUAUCGUUAGAGUUCCUUUGCCUCCUCACAUCUGCACGAGUUUGCGAAGGGAGUUGAGUCCCCACACGCAACGUUCAUCUGGAACCGUCUGCUGACAGUUGCCAGUGAGCGCCACCUUCCAUAGCCUCAUGCGUGUCGUCGAAGCCGGGCAGCUGCCUGAACACCUCAAAGUAACCUCGGUAGUACUCGGCUGUUACUCGGCCGUCUCGCUCCAAAUCUCCCAAUGUCCCCUGCACUCGCCUGUGGUGCAUCUCCCAUCGCUGCUCAUCGUUCACUUUAAGCAUUUCGUUGAGCGCAGGCACGAACGGCGCAAACGCCGCGGUACACGUUGACGCCUGUCUGUCUCCGGUCCGGUCCGAGUCCUCAGCCUCUUCUGCUAAUCGCUGGAUCGUAUCCCGGACCGCUUGACGGUUCAUCCAAAGUUCGUAU